Messenger RNA from Prunus dulcis (almond), 1533 nucleotides. Its product is annotated as disease resistance protein RPV1-like. Bases 55 to 600 code for a protein of 181 amino acids. The transcript is spliced from 3 exons. Gene Ontology annotation, molecular function: protein binding. Lineage: Eukaryota; Viridiplantae; Streptophyta; Magnoliopsida; Rosales; Rosaceae. The record is from RefSeq and is a predicted model, not a curated record.
CCGUUGCAAACUUUUCCAUCCAGUUUUAAUCCAAAAAAACUUGUUGAAAUCAAUAUGCCUCGUAGCAGCUUGUCACAACUUGGAGAAGGAUUCAAGAGGUUGCAGAAUCUAAAAUCUAUGAGUUUGGAGGGAUGCAAGUUCCUCACAGAAACCCCCAAUUUUUCUGGAUUCCCAAAUUUAGAGGACUUGAAUCUAAACUACUGUACAAGUUUAGUUGAGGUUCAUCCUUCUGUUGGAUUCCUUGAUAAGCUUAUUUGCUUGAGUAUGAGAGGAUGCCGUAAUCUUACGAAACUUCCAGGAAGGGUUCACUUAAAAUCUCUAGAAUCUAUAGAUCUUAGUCAUUGUGGAAGGCUAAAAAAUUUCCCUGAGAUUGUUGGAAAGAUGGAAUCUUUGGGAGAGAUGAACCUAUCCGGCACUGCCAUCGAAGAAUUGCCUUCAUCAAUCAGAUAUCUCAUUCGUCUCUAUUCGUUAAAGUUAAGCAACUGCAAAAACUUCACAAAUCUGCCAUGCAGCAUUUAUGAGUUACAGAAUCUUCAAUUUGUUUAUCUUCGUGGAUGCCAGAAGCUUGUGAGAUUUCCAAAUAAGAUUAGGCAUACUUGAUCUUUCAGGAUCCAAUUUUGUUAGACUUCCCGAAUGGAUUACCAAAUUUGUCAACAUGCAAUAACUGAACUUGGUUGGCUGCAAGAGGCUUGUAGAGAUUCCAGAUCUUCCACCAAACAUACAUUCAGUAGAUGUGAGUGGUUGCAUAUCAUUAGAAAGAUUUCCAAAAUUGCCAAACAUCUUGGAAGGUAAAGAGUUACAGAGGCAUAGAAGGAUGAACUUGUCUAAUUGCUGGAGACUGCUCGACAUUGCGGCUAACUUCUCUGAUCACUUUCUGAUCGCUUGUAAGCAAUUGUCAGUCGGGGUCGUAUUUCCAGGAAGUGAAGUUCCAAUGUGGUUCAACUGUCGUAAGAAUUUGAAGAAGCCCGUAAAGAACUGUGACAUUUCCUUCGAAAUCCCUCGAGAUUUGAGAUGGGAAAAGAAAGGAUUGGCUCUCUCUGUUGCUUUUGAAACGCCAUUUAAAUUCGGUUCUUUUUAUGCCGUUAUUCACGUCAAUGAAGAAAAAAUUUAUGGUGUUAUGUUUGAAUUUGGCUCAACAAUUUUUGAGUCAGCUCACGUGUGGCUGCUCUAUGUUCCAUUUUGUAAGAUGGAUGAGUAUGUAAAGCUAAAUCAGUCUACGUGGCCGCGGCCGCCUUUUAUGUGUCGAGCUAGUUUUUAUCGAGAUUAUGAUCCACUGUACUUUAAAAGCUGCGGAGUCCACCUGGUAGUGCCACAGGAUGGUGGAGAUAUUCGUUCGUCUCGUCUCGUCGGUGGCAGUGAGGAAGGAGGAGGAUGAUAUUGGGGUCGAUAUUCAACACUAGUUAGAAGAAGAAAAAGUUCUGCCAGGAAGUCCAGAGGAUAAUGUACUUUCAAAUUAUUAGAUUUUGUAAAUUAUUUUGUAACUCCUUGUGGCACCAACCUGGUUUACAUGUAAGGGAUGGAUGGAGCGUGUUG